AUGGCUCGACUAACAAUCUUGGCUGGACUGUCCCUUUUGAUGUGUCUCCAGAUGGUGUCGUCUGCCAAACUGGUCUGCUACUUCACCAACUGGUCCCAGUAUAGACCAGGUGUUGGCAAAUAUCUGCCUGCCAACGUAGACCCCCACCUCUGCACACACCUUAUCUACGCCUUUUCAAUCAUCAGCAAUUCUAACGAGCUGUCGCCCUACGAGUGGAAUGACGAUGUUCUCUACAAAUCCUUCAAUGAACUCAAGAAUAGAAACCCCAAGCUGAAGACUCUGCUGGCUGUGGGUGGGUGGAACUUUGGAAGUGCCCAAUUUACCAUCAUGGCUUCAUCCCCUGCCAACCGGCAGACAUUCAUCCAGUCUUCUAUCAGAUUCCUGAGACAGCAUGGCUUUGAUGGGCUGGACCUGGACUGGGAGUAUCCUGGAGCACGAGGAAGCCCACCAGAGGACAAGCAGAGGUACACAUUGCUCUGCCAGGAAUUACUUGCUGCCUUUGAAAAAGAAGCCGCUGACAACAGAAGACCACGACUGCUGCUCACAGCUGCAGUGGCUGCUGGGAAGGCAAACAUUGACAAUGGAUAUGAGAUUGCUGAAAUCUCAAAGUACAUGGACUUCAUUAAUGUCAUGACCUAUGACUUCCAUGGAGCAUGGGACCGGUUCACUGGUCACAACAGCCCUCUGUACCGCAGCUCUUCCGAUCAGGGCGACUACAUCUUCUUCAAUACAGACUUUGCUAUAAAAUACUGGAGAGACCAAGGAACUCCUGUCGAAAAGCUGAUGCUUGGUUUUGCCACGUAUGGACGCACAUUUCGCACGUCAUCAGCAGCUAAUGGUGUUGGAGCAGCGGCCAGCGGACCAGCCUCUGCUGGGACCUACACCCGGGAAGCUGGGUUUUGGUCUUACUAUGAGAUUUGCACAUUCCUGCAAGGAGGCAGUCUCUACUGGAUUGAUGAGCAAAAAGUGCCCUAUGCCGUCAAAGGAAAUGAGUGGGUUGGGUUUGAUAACAGGCAGAGCUUUGAAAUCAAGGCACAGUAUCUGAAAGACAACAAGUUUGGAGGAGCCUUCAUCUGGUCUCUGGAUCUGGAUGAUUUUGCUGGACAGUUCUGUGGCCAGGGAAAGUAUCCUCUAAUUAGUUUUCUGAGCCUUCUUCUGAAUACAGGUAAACGGAAAUCAGACCUUACCACAGCAUGAUUAUCUCUUCUUAACAAGUACAAUUUUCCACAUUUUCUUGAGUUAAAAUUCAUUUUUAUCUUACUAG
This is a messenger RNA of Centropristis striata (black sea bass), 1264 nucleotides long. RefSeq names its product acidic mammalian chitinase-like. The transcript is spliced from 10 exons. Gene Ontology annotation, biological process: carbohydrate metabolic process; chitin catabolic process. Gene Ontology annotation, molecular function: chitinase activity; chitin binding. Gene Ontology annotation, cellular component: extracellular region. The coding region runs from base 1 to 1197 and encodes 398 amino acids. The record is from RefSeq and is a predicted model, not a curated record. Lineage: Eukaryota; Metazoa; Chordata; Actinopteri; Perciformes; Serranidae.